UCUUUCCCAUUGAAGAUAAGUAUUCCAUUCUUUUCACCUUUUCUUGUCACUGACUAGUACUCCUCGUACCCUCUUCUCGUUCUCCACUUGUCUUCCAUUCUCUUCCAGACUCAUUCUCUGGCUGCUUUUCUUUUUGUGUAGAAAAUAAUUUCGUUGCUGAGUUAGCGCAUCAAUGGCGUGGAGUAAUAUGUUCUCAUAUUUUUCUUUCCCGAAUUUCUAUCGUAUCUUUCAGGGCAGAGUGAGGUCGGCAGAGAUGGGUACACACACUAUCAAAUCUCAUGGAACCAAAGUUGCGAGGGAUCACAUGCUGGAUUGGCUUAUUCUACUGCUACUUGUGUUGAUUGAGGUCAUUCUCUAUUUAAUCCAUCCAUUUUACCGAUUUGUGGGGAGGGCUAUGAUGACUGACCUGAUAUAUCCCGUGAAAGAAAACACAGUGCCUGCAUGGAGUGUUCCUAUGUACACAGUUUUUUUGCCCAUUGCUGUUUUCCUUUUAUUCUAUACGCGAAGGAAAGAUGUCUAUGAUCUGCAUCACAGCAUCUUAGGCCUCUUAUUUUCUGUGCUGAUUACUGCGGUCAUCACGGAUGCAAUAAAAAAUGCAGUUGGCCGGCCUCGACCAGACUUCUUUUGGCGCUGCUUUCCUGAUGGGAAUGAACUCUAUAAUCGAUGGGGAAAUGCAGUAUGUCAUGGUAGAGAAAGUGACAUUAGGGAAGGACAUAAGAGUUUCCCAAGCGGCCAUACUUCUUGGUCCUUUGCUGGAUUAGGUUUUCUCUCAAUUUACUUAUCUGGGAAAAUCAAAGCAUUUGAUCAGAAAGGGCACGUGGCAAAGCUGUGCAUUGUUUUUUUCCCUCUGCUUAUUGCAUCUCUUGUAGGCAUCUCUCGAGUUGAUGAUUACGGGCAUCAUUGGCAGGAUGUGUUCGCUGGAGGCCUUCUAGGGCUGGUUGUGGCCGCAUUCUGCUAUGCACAGUUAUUCCCACCCCCAUAUAAUGAUGAAGGAUGGGGACCUUAUGAAUAUUUCAGAGCUCUGGAGGAGUCACGUUCCAAUACAAAUUCAAGGGAGUCUGUGAAUGAACUUGACGUGCAGCCCAUGAGUUUAGCCGUUGUGAGUCCGCAAGUCAGGAAACACGGAAACGAGUUUGCUGCUUUGGAGGAUUUGGAAUCCGGUAGGAGGUGACUAAGCAUUUUCUAGCUUGUGAUCUACUUUUGUCCAUAUUUUGUAUGAGUUGGAUUCUUUCUUCUCUACUUUUCUUUUGGUCAAUAGAAUGUAUUAUUAUAGUCAAAUGAAUAAAUGAAUGGUAGAUAUUUAUGA
Molecule: messenger RNA, 1306 nt
Organism: Populus nigra (black poplar)
Lineage: Eukaryota; Viridiplantae; Streptophyta; Magnoliopsida; Malpighiales; Salicaceae
Product: putative lipid phosphate phosphatase 3, chloroplastic
Exons: 8
Coding region: 173-1171 (332 amino acids)
Biological process (GO): phospholipid metabolic process
Molecular function (GO): phosphatidate phosphatase activity
Source: RefSeq, a predicted model, not a curated record